AUGGAUAUGUCUUCAAUUCCUAUCUAUGGGAGCUUGAAGAGGUACUGGAGUGGGAGAACAUAUCAGAGACUCGAUGGUGGAGGAUUCAUUGUGAGGAAGAAGUUAAGGGUCUUGAGGCUGGGUGGGAAUAACAGUACUCGACGGUCAUCAUCAUCAUCAACAACAUCAAAGAUAAGAGAAACCCCAAAGCUGCAACUGAAAAUUAGGAAGUGGCCCAUGAAGGUUUUGGGGAAGAUUCGUGAAGGUUACAUAAAUAUGAUGCUUAGGCUUGCAGGCAACGUUGGCUAUUUGGAGGACCCCAGAAACAUUUUUGGAGAAAAGAGGAUUCCAAGAGGCAGACCCAUUCCAUCAGUUUCUAAAUUGAAUGAAUUUGAUAAGAAACUUGUUCUUAAGGUUUAUAACUCAAUUGCUACUUCUCGAGAAUUUGUUGCCUUCUAA
Messenger RNA from Macadamia integrifolia, 438 nucleotides. RefSeq lists its product as uncharacterized. The transcript has a single exon. The record is from RefSeq and is a predicted model, not a curated record. NCBI's taxonomy places the organism in Eukaryota, Viridiplantae, Streptophyta, Magnoliopsida, Proteales, Proteaceae. Bases 1 to 438 code for a protein of 145 amino acids.